CAACCCCAGCCGUCGUCUCUCAGGUGUUACCCGCACCACGGUCGCCAUGGAUACGCAGCCCGAAAUGGAACAGGGAUAAAGCUGCGGAGGAGUCCUGGGAAAAGCAAUCACACGUGGCUGCACUGUACACAGAGUCCUGGCGGGCGUUCCCGCCCGUACGCCGGCACCGGCACUCCUUCUGUGUGCCCAGCUUUUAAUAUCAGUCUGGAUGAGAAGGUUUCCAUGAGAGCGUCAGGAUUUAUACGGAUCAGGACCGGUCCCAGGACGGCUGAGGCUGCUGCUCAUUGGUCGGAACGGAGAUGCUGAUCGGGUCGAUGUGCUGAGCCCCUGAGACCCGAACCCGCGUUUAUCAGCCGACCGUCUGCCGUGCAGCACGAUGAACGGAUACGAGCCUCCGGGCGUCACCUCGGCCGUCUUCGGCUCGUACAGCUCGCACGUCAACGGCCUCGACUCCCCGUCUCCAGAACCUCCCAGAACCAAAGCCAAGCCCGGUGCCAAAGCUCUGAACGAACCGAGGAAACACUUCAAGACCAGCAUCAACAGCCUGACGGACACGUCGCAGUACCAUGUGGAGCACCUGACCACCUUCGUCCUGGACCGGAAGGACGGCAUGAUCACGGUGGACGACGGCGUCCGACGGCUGCGGCUGCUGGACGCCAAGGGGAAGAUCUGGACCCAGGAGAUGCUGCUGCAGGUGGAGGAGAGGACGGUCAGCCUGGUGGACCUGGAGACCCGGAACGAGCUGGAGAACUUCCCGGUCGGGUCGGUCCAGCACUGCCAGGCGGUUCUGAACGCCUGCAGCUACGACUCCAUCCUGGCGCUGGUCUGCAAGGAGGCGGGUCAGAGCAAAGCGGACCUGCACCUGUUCCAGUGCGACGACAUCAAGGCGAACCUGAUCCAGGCCGACGUGGAAAGCGCCAUGAGCGACGCCAAAGGAGGCAAAGUGAAGAGACGCCCGGAAACGCUGAGGAUGAUCCUGAAGAGCGACGGCAUGAUCCCGCCUCCCCCCGCGGCCCCCGCCCCCGAAGCCCCGCCGUCCUCCAAUCAGGGGGACGUCAAAGGCCGAGCCCCCUUCUGGUCGGCGUGGACCAAUGAGCAGCAGGACUACGGGGGGCCGGUCUCGCUGGACGACGGGCCCGUGGAGAUGACGGCGUCCCGGGUGGACCGAGACGUGCAAAUCCUCAACCACAUCCUGGACGACAUCGAGUUCUUCAUCACCAAACUGCAGAAGGCUGCCGAGGCGUUCGGCGAGCUCUCCAAGAGGAAGAAGACCAAGAAGGCCAAGAAGAAGGGCCCGGGAGAGGGCGUCCUGACGCUGAGGUCCAAACCCCCCACUGAAGACGACUUCAUCGACUGCCUGCAGAAGUUCAAGCACGCCUUCAACCAGCUGGGGAAGCUGCGGGACCACAUCCAGAACCCCAGCGCCGUGGACCUGGUCCACUUCCUGUUCACCCCCCUCAGGAUGGUGGUCCAGGCGUCCGGCGGCCCGGAUCUGGCCCGGAGUGUCGUGGUUCCUCUGCUCACCAAAGACGCCAUUGACUUCCUGCACGCGUCGGGGACGGCGGAGGAGCGCCACCUGUGGGUGUCGCUGGGAGACGGCUGGACCAAGUGCAGGCUGGAGUGGCCUAAGGACCACUACUUCCCCCCCUGCGUGCUGCGUUUCCGUGACAACUGGGAGCCUCCCGUGCUGCAGGAGCCGGCGCCGCCGGCUGAGGGCUUCGCCGACGCCGGCGUCCAGCGGCGGGACGAGCUGCUGCUGCGACUGGCUCAGCAGCAGCAGGUGGCGGUGCCGAGGUUCCCCCCCCACGACGGGUAUGCCCCCGACGAGUCCUACAACCGCUUGCAGAUCCUGGAUCAGAGCGCGGCCCUUGCUGCUUUUAAACAGGCCGUCAGCCGCCAGGUCGACCGAGGUUGCGACGUCGGAGGUCAACAAAAACUGUUUGCCAAAUCCAACUACGACUUUGUGGCGAGAAACAACACGGAGCUGUCGCUUCUCAAAGACGAGGUUGUCGAGGUCCUGGACGACAGGAAGCAGUGGUGGAAGGUCCGAAACGGCUGCGGGGCUUCAGGCUACGUGCCAAACAACAUCCUGGAGCUCACGGGGGCGGUGGACAUGACGGGCCGAGGAGAGAACAUCUACAGCCACACCAUACAGCUCAUGAUGCCAAAGAAGGAGUUUGAGUUGUUCAAGCAGCAGUUGCUCGGGGAGUUAAACGAGAAACAGAUCACCAGGCCGGACCCCCUCCCCAGUAAACCCGUGGCCACCCCGAUGCCUCCGGCACCACCGCCACCGCCCCCCGUCCAGGCCAGGCUCCCCACGCCGCCGCUGCCCCCCCCACCACCCACCCCACCCUUCAAACCCACCAGCGGCGGCGGCAGCAUCAGGACGGUCAGCCGACAGAGCAGCGUCACGUCCAGCGAGGCCGACAGCAGCAGCGCCGCCAGGGAGCCGGGCCACCAGAAACCCGACGCCGGCCGCAGGAAGUCCAACAUGGAGGACGUCCAGGACGAGCUGGUCCACCGGCUGACUCUGGGUCGCAGCGCUCAGAAGAAGUUCGCUGGGCCGAGCCGCGGCAGCCUGCCGGCCGUCAACAUCACCUACGACUCGUCUCCCGACGACGUCAAGUCCUGGCUGGAGGCCAAGGGCUUCAGCCCAGUAACCAUCAGCAGCCUCGGCGUUCUGACCGGCGCCCAGCUGUUCUCCCUCAACAAGGAGGAGCUGAAGACGGUGUGUCCCGACGACGGCGCCAGAGUCUUCAGCCAGGUGACGGUGCAGAAGGCGGCGCUGGAGAAGAGCUCGGGUUCAGAGCUCCAGGAGAUCAUGAGGAGGCGGCAGGAGAAGCUGAACGCCGGCACCUGCGACUCGGGGGUGGAGUCUUUUGACGAAGGCAGCGCCCACUAGGCUCCGCCCCCGCUAGGCUCCGCCCCCACUAGGCUCCGCCCCCUGCUUUAGUCCCAGUUUCCCCCCAAACUUCAGCCUGAUCUAUACCUCCACCUCCCGUCUCCACCUCCAGGCGGCGGCGGACCGCGCCGAGUUCAAGGAGAUCAUGCGCCGCCGGCAGGAACUCCUCAGCUCGUCUCCGUAGAAACGAGACGCCAGCCGACCUCCGACCUCCGGACCCCGAGCCAAUCACAGCGCAGAGCUCUGCCACGCUGCCUGAACUCUGGGGGGGCAUGGGGGGGGUCGUCUCUGUUGUUCUUCUGCUGUUGAAAAGCUGCUCAGUGUGUGUGUGUGUGUGUGUGUGUGUGUGUGUGUGUGUGUGUGUGUGUGUGUGUGUGUGUGUGUGUGUGUGUGUGUGUGUGUGUGUGUGUGUGUGUGUGUGUGUGUGUGUGUAUGUAUGUA
Messenger RNA from Cololabis saira (Pacific saury), 3343 nucleotides. Its product is annotated as epidermal growth factor receptor kinase substrate 8-like. The transcript has 23 exons. Bases 377 to 2902 code for a protein of 841 amino acids. Gene Ontology annotation, molecular function: actin binding. The record is from RefSeq and is a predicted model, not a curated record. Gene Ontology annotation, cellular component: ruffle membrane; plasma membrane; vesicle. NCBI's taxonomy places the organism in Eukaryota, Metazoa, Chordata, Actinopteri, Beloniformes, Belonidae. Gene Ontology annotation, biological process: regulation of Rho protein signal transduction; Rho protein signal transduction; positive regulation of ruffle assembly.